CCCGCCUUACGUCUCGAAGGGGAAAAGUCUCUCUGGUUCUUCUUGGUCUUUGGCACUAUCAUCGUUUCCGUUCACUGUGAGAGAGAUUUGAGAACGUUUCUGUAGCUUCGCAGGAGGAAGAAGAAGGAAGGAAGGAAGGAUGUUCGCAAGGGCACCGAAGAAGAGCGACAACACCAAGUACUAUGAGGUCCUGGGGGUGCCCAAGAACGCCUCUCAGGAGGAUCUGAAGAAGGCCUACAGGAAGGCGGCCAUCAAGAACCACCCUGAUAAGGGUGGCGAUCCGGAGAAGUUUAAGGAGCUAGCUCAGGCUUAUGAGGUGCUCAGUGAUCCGGAGAAGCGAGACAUCUACGACACCUACGGUGAAGAUGCGCUCAAGGAAGGAAUGGGCGGUGGAGGUGGCGAUCCCUUCGACCUCUUCCAAUCUUUCUUUGGUGGGAGUCCCUUCGGAGGUAUGAAAGCAGGCGGUAGCAGCAGGGGAAGGAGGCAGAGAAGAGGGGAGGACGUGAUCCAUCCCCUGAAGGUGUCCCUCGAAGACCUCUACAAUGGCACCUCGAAGAAGCUAUCGCUCUCCCGCAAUGUCAUAUGCUCCAAAUGCAAGGGCAAGGGAUCGAAAUCCGGCGCUUCCAUGAAGUGUGCUGGUUGCCAAGGUAGCGGCGUGAAGGUCACCAUCCGUCAGGUCGGGCCAUCCAUGAUUCAGCAGGUACAGCAGCACUGCAACGAGUGCAGGGGUAGCGGCGAAAUCAUCAACGAGAAGGACCGGUGCCCACAAUGCAAGGGAGAGAAGGUGGUUCAGGACAAGAAGGUCCUUGAGGUCGUCGUCGAGAAGGGUAUGCAGAACGGGCAGAAGAUUACCUUUGCAGGAGAGGCCGACGAGGCGCCGGAUAUGGUGACUGGUGAUAUAGUGUUCGUUCUGCAAGUGAAGGAGCACCCGAGGUUCAAGAGGAAGGGAGAUGAUCUCUUUGUGGAGCACACACUUUCUCUAACCGAGGCACUGUGUGGCUUCCAGUUCGUGCUCACCCACCUUGACAAUAGGCAAUUGCUGAUCAAAUCUCAGCCAGGGGAGGUCAUCAAGCCUGAACAAUUCAAGGCGAUAGACGACGAGGGUAUGCCCAUGUACCAGAGACCUUUCAUGAAGGGGAAGCUCUACAUUCACUUCAACAUCGACUUCCCUGAUUCCCUCACGCCGGAGCAGUGCAAGACCAUUGAAUCCGUCCUGCCGCCGCGGCCGUCGGUUGGUUUGACGGACAUGGAGCUCGACGAGUGCGAGGAGACGACACUGCACGACGUGAACAUGGAGGAGGAGAUGAGGAGGAAGCAAAGCCAGGCGCAGGAGGCAUACGAGGAGGACGAAGAGCACAUGGGUGGUCCCCAGAGGGUUCAGUGCGCGCAGCAGUAAAAGGAACAAAGAUGGUAGAGGAGGGGAAAGGGGGUUGCAGGAGAAAAGCAAUUCGAUAUGGCGAGACUGGAUGGAAGAAGGGGUCGAUAAGGGGAGGGUGGUGUCGUUUGUGUAUACAUGUGAGUUCUGCAAAUUCACUGCCCGUUGAACAUUGGCUAUGGUGGUCUGUCUGCCUUCUGUGUUGGUUAAUCGCCGAAUCGUCUCUGUGUUUUAAAAGCAAAACGGGAAAUGUUAAACAACUUUUAUACAA
Molecule: messenger RNA, 1646 nt
Organism: Nymphaea colorata (pocket water lily)
Lineage: Eukaryota; Viridiplantae; Streptophyta; Magnoliopsida; Nymphaeales; Nymphaeaceae
Product: dnaJ protein homolog
Exons: 6
Coding region: 140-1396 (418 amino acids)
Biological process (GO): response to heat; protein refolding
Cellular component (GO): cytoplasm; cytosol
Molecular function (GO): Hsp70 protein binding; ATP binding
Source: RefSeq, a predicted model, not a curated record